Molecule: messenger RNA, 3901 nt
Organism: Lethenteron reissneri (Far Eastern brook lamprey)
Lineage: Eukaryota; Metazoa; Chordata; Hyperoartia; Petromyzontiformes; Petromyzontidae
Product: protein enabled homolog
Biological process (GO): actin polymerization or depolymerization; axon guidance; actin polymerization-dependent cell motility
Molecular function (GO): profilin binding; SH3 domain binding
Source: RefSeq, a predicted model, not a curated record
CCCACCACCACUCACCACCACCAACCACUCACCACUACUCUCCACCAACCACUCACCACUCACUCCCCACCAACCACCACUCACUCAUCACCACCACCCACCACCACCCUCGCCUCUAUCUCCCCAUCUCUGCCCUCUCCCCUCCCCGGGAUUCUCUCUCGUGUCAUCUCGGCGUCGUGUCCCGUCUCCCUCUGUCCAUCUCACUAAGUGCGGGGUCCUCCUUUCUCGUGCCGCUGCCUUAUUCACCUUCAUUCACUUGGAUUCGCAAUCGCUUCUUCUCAUCCCCUAAAUAUCGUGGAUUACUCUGUGAUUUAAGAAGGAAAGAAACAUAAUAAUUUGCGGUCAAAUCCGAGCCGGUGUCCCGAGCAAGAAGAGCGGAGGAGGAGGCGGCGGCGAGCAGCAGCAGCAGCCAUGAGCGGUUCUGCCCAUUCCCCCCCAAGCAGCGAGCAGAGUAUCUGCCAGGCCCGUGCCUCCGUCAUGAUCUACGACGACACCAACAAGAAGUGGGUGCCGUCGGGAGGCUCGCUGGGAUUCAGCCGUGUGCACAUCUACCACCACACGGGCAACAACACCUUCCGCGUCGUCGGGCGCAAAAUCCAGGACCACCAGGUGGUGAUAAACUGCGCAAUAAUCCGCGGCCUCAAGUACAACCAGGCGACGCCCACUUUCCACCAGUGGCGCGACGCGCGCCAGGUCUAUGGCCUGAACUUCGGCAGCAAGGAGGACGCGCACGUGUUUGCCAGCGCCAUGAUGCACGCCCUGGACGUGCUGAAUGCCCAGGAGCCUGGUGAGGACGGCCGCGGAGGGGACACCCACGUCCCGCCACGCACGCACGACCAGCCUGGACCCAUGCUCCAGCGACAGAAUUCCCGCACGCAGCAUCAGCCAUCACAUCCGCCCCAUCCCCAGCACCCACCGCACCCACAGCAGUCCCAGCACCCGCAGCACCCAAAUGGACCCCUUCCACUGGAGCUGGAGAUGCAGAGGAGGCAAAUGCAGGAGCGGCAGCUGCAGGUGGCGGAGCGGCAACGUCAGAAGGAGCUGGAGCAGGAGCGCGAGAGGCAGGAGCAGGAGAGACAGGAGCUCCUGGAGUGCGAGCGUCUCGAGAGGGAACGACAGGACCGGGAGAGGCUGGAGCGCCUGGAAAGAGAGCGCGUGGAGAGGGAGAGACAGGACCGCGAGCGGCUGGAUCGCAUAGAACGGGAUCGGCAGGACCGCGAGCGUCUGGAGCGGCAGGAGAGGGAGCGCCUGGAGAGGGAGCGCCAGGACCUGGAGCGUCUGGAGCGCCUGGAGAGGGAGCGGCAGGACCGGGAACGGCUCGAGAGCGAGAGGCAGGAGAGGGAGAAGCAGGAGCGCGAGCGUCAGGAGAUGGAGCGCGCGGACCGUGAGCUGCUGGAGCGACUGGAGCGUGAGCACCGCGAGAGGGAGCGCCGCGAGGAGGAGCGCGUGGAGCAGGAGCGGGCGGAGAAGGAGCGGGAGCGCCAGGAGAAGGAGCGCCUGGAGCACGCGGAGCACGAGAGGCUGGAGCAGGAGAGGCUGGAGGCCCAGCAGAAGGAGAACGCGGCAUACGAGGACGAGGAGGACGAGGGCCUCGAGGGUGUAGAGGACUUGCCCGUUGGGCUCGAGCAGGACCCGGGCUCUGCUGACGACGCCGGCGACUUCCAGCCGGAUGCCUCGUCACUCGUUUUCCUGCCGGCCGGCGCCCCACCUCCUCCUCCACCUCCACCGCCACCGCCGCCUCUUCCAUCAUCACUGGGUGCUCAGCUGACGGGAGUCGGCCCCCCACAGCCCCCUGCGCCGCCUCCUCCUCCUCCUCCACCUCCUCCGCCCCCGGUGGGCAUGGCCGCCCACCCAGCACCACCGCCCCCUCCGGGGCCCCCGCCCGUGCUGCUCGGAGGCGCCUUCCAGCCGCCCGGCUCCCCCGGGCCACCUUCUCCACCCCCCUGCUCCUCCUCGUCUGUGUUUGCGUGCCCCCCGGCCACCCCUGUGCCGCCGCCACCGCCCCCCCUUCCGGGAUUCACAGCGGCAGCAGCAGCAGCAGCAGCCGCCUCCCAGCAGCAGCAGCAACAGGCUGAGGACGGGCCCUGCUUGACGGGCUUGGCUGCUGCCCUAAGCUCGGCGCGCCUUCGCAAGGUUUACCGGUCCGAAGAUGGUGGGGUGGCCGUGUCCAGCCCGGGCUCGUCCCGAGGGGAGGGGUCCCGUGUGCCUGUGCCGCUUGUAGGAGGUGGCCUCAUGGAAGAGAUGAGCGCCCUGCUGGCACGCAGGAGGAGGAUUGCCGAAACGGGGACCUCGUCUGAGAAAGUUGACCCAAAAGAUGAAAAACUGGAGGAGGUGGAGGCUGGAGGUGGAGCGAGGAGCUCCACUCCCGUGAGCACCGCAGAUGUGAGCAGGAGGACAUGGGAGAGGAGCAACGCUGUCGCUGGAAACAAAUCCCCCGUGAUCGCCAGGACAAAAUCUAUAACCAAUGGCGGAUCCUCCAAUGGUGCAGCACCCGAAACGGGAAACGAGCGACUCAAGCAUGAGAUAAUGGAGGAGAUGAGGAAAGAACUACAAAAGGUCAAAGAAGAGAUCAUUAAUGUUAUUCGAGAGGAGCUCAACCGACUCAGCACGUCGUGAGAGGGCAGCAGAGUCUCGAAUAUUCGAGCAAAAAGUGCCAAAUUGUGACGGCGGUUAAUUUUGGUUGCGCUGGCAGCCACUGGGUGUGAUCAGGUCACGAUUGGGUAGAUGAAGGUUUUAGGAGUUUCAGGGACGUGCGCAUGUCCCCUGCGCGAGUGGCGCCAGCUAGCUCACAACAUGGCGGGAGGAGACUAUAUCUUAGUUUGACCUCCCUUCGCAUAGCCGGAUUUAAAGUCGCCUCCACCGUAGCGUUCCAGGGACAACUCGCAGCAGCGGAGCCCAAGCAUGAGGUCUGUCAGGUUCAACAAGCCUGCCUUGCCUGGUCCACAAGGCAUUGCAAUGAGGCUGCUGCCUCUAACGUCCUUGAUCCUGACUGGGGAAAUAAUAAAUACCGUUAUAAUAAUAUAGAUGUACCCUGGUGGUCACUCGUCCAAUGUGGGAGGGCUGGGGUAGGCUUGUGCGUGUUAAAUUGUCGUAAGAAUCACAAACUCCAUUGGGGGACAGUAAUUGAAUAAGUACACUCGGAGUCGUUUUUAAUUCAGUUGAGAGCGAUUUUAAAGUGCCGGUAUGAGGGCCUGUGAUGGCAAAAGCGCUGGUCAGGCGGUGCGAUUCAUCACUCUCUGCUUACACGAGGGUACUGCCACUGCCCAGGCAUGGCACGUUCCGCGCAGGCGCGUUAAUCUCAGCUGCAAUGCCACUGAUGAAAUGUACGGGAUCCAAAUUUCACUAAUACUAGAAAAGUAAAUAAAAAAAUCACUCACACUUUAUCGCUAUAAGUUUUUAAAUUAAUCACGUGACAAUAACAAAUCACAACCACCACUUCAAGUUCUAAAACCCAUGCUUUAGUUAGAAAUUAUGGAGAGAGGAAAAAAAACAUAAAGAACAAAAAAAAUAAUUUUUGUUACAUGCCAAAACACUUUAAUAUUGCUGUAGCUCACCGCUUCAUGUGUGUUUCUGUGAAGGAAGAUAACUAUUAAUAACGAUAGACAAGUCACGUACUGCUCUAACUGAUGUUUACAUUUUGCGUUGUUGAAGCCACUAAACGCUUGUUUUUUGUGUGUGGACCAGAAACAAAACUCGUUUCUUCUUACAAGAAAAAACAGCUGUCGGGCAGCGCGAGUCGUGUGUCAUGAGGGGCUCUGAGCUGAGUAUCUUCACUCAAAGUACUCCCGUCACAAGCAGGCUUUUGUUAAAAUAUUGCGUUAGUACUAUUUUAUUUUUAAAAAUAACAAUUAGACGUUUUUGCAGUUUAAGCAGCCGCAGGUGUUUACGGAAAAUACAAUUU